GCCAGUUCACUUGGUGAGCUCGGCCGGACUGGUUCUGAUCUCGGAGCAUCUGUCUCAGAUUGGUUUUAUUCAGUACGCAUUUAUUUAAUGCAUAUUUAUGUGAUUUUUUAAUAAUUUUAUGCGUGUGCUCUGUUCUUAGAAUAUAAUGAAACUAAAAGUGCUUUUAUCAAAGUUAUUGUUCUUGAGUGUGUUCUUCACGAGGUUAUCAAGAACACUGGCCGAAUGCACACCCAAUCAGUUCGAGUGCGACAACGGGAGCUGCAUCUCCCAGUACGAUGCUUGCAAUGGCGUAAAAAACUGUCCGGAUGGCUCCGACGAAACCGUAAUGAUGUGCAUCGCCCAGGCGCAGCACUGCACCAAGCCGUACUUCCUGUGCACCUACGGAGCCUGUGUCAUCGGAACAGCGCCCUGCAAUGGGAUUCAAGAAUGUGCCGACAACUCGGACGAGACCCGGAUGCGUUGCAGCAACGAAGACGAACUGCGUCAAUACAAUCGCAUCCUUCAAGGUAAUUGCCAGGAAACCGAGAUCAAGUGUCCUUCUGGAAUUUGCAUUGACAAGAGUUAUCUGUGCAAUGGCGCGGACAACUGCGGCGAUGGUAGUGGGUAUGACGAGUCCGUGGAUUUUUGCGGGCACAUGGAAUGUCCCGGAUAUUCGUUUAGAUGUGGCACCGGUAGCUGCAUAUCAAAAACCCUGACCUGCAACGGUGAAAACGAUUGCUUCGACGGUUCAGACGAAGCUCCAAAGCUGUGCAACACCACUCUGCCAUCCAGGAUUGGACAGGACACGGUGACAACGGCUGUAAGUGGACCUACGAAACGAGGUUGUACCUUGCCGGCGGGUGAUGAACGGCCAAUUGCCAAGGACAAACAGAAUCGGAUUCUCACGGAUCCGUUACCACGCGGAUUCGUGUAUUUCUCCUGUGAAACGGGCUAUGUCCGUCAGGGAAACGAAAAAGUGUAUUGUUCCAACACAAAUGUUUGGAAUGACGAAGUCCCAAAAUGUGUGAAAUAUUGUACCAACAAGAAUAACGAACUUUACGGAUACUCCACAUCGGCCAGAUGUACCCUCAACGGCCAGUUGGUGAAUUGCAGCAAAACAUUGCACGAACCCGGCACGGAGGUCACCUUUACUUGCAAAACCGGAUUCAAUAAGCCUCUCUUUCCGUCCCAUAGGAUGCGCUGCGAGAAGGGCGGUAAGUGGAGCGGCGGACGGACUCCUUGUGUCCAGGAUUGCGGUGAAAUAGCCACGCCCAUAAAACCGUUCGCCUUCAACGGCGUCACGGUCAACAACACAGUGGUACCGUGGCAUGUGGGCUUGUAUGUGUGGCACACCGAAAAGUCCUACCACUUCCAGUGCGGUGGGUCAUUGCUCACUCCGGAUCUGGUUAUAACGGCGGCCCACUGCGUCUAUGAUGAAACUAGGCGGGAAGCCUACAGUACAGACACAUUCAAAAUAGUGGCGGGAAAAUUCUAUCGCAACUACGAUCAACAAACCAACGACGUGCGCAACGGCGUGAAAGUUAUAGAAAUUGCUAGGGAGUACAAUGGACGGGCGGCCAAUUACUUCCAGGACUUGGCUCUCCUGAGCCUGGAAACGCCAUUUGAGUUCUCCGACAUAAUCCGUCCCAUUUGCGUUCAUUUCGCCUCCUUUGCGGAAAAGGAGUAUAUUAAUAACAAAGUCGGACAAUUUGCCGGCUGGAGCAUCGAGGACGAUCACAAGUUGCAGUUUGUGACGGCAGAGUCGAAGGACAACUCGAUGUGCAAAAAAGAACUGCAGGACAUCCAGGCGGACAAGUUCUGUAUAUUCACACACGGAAAGUCCCUGGCCUGCCAGGGUGAUAGUGGCGGCGGAUUCACGGCGAAGAUCCAGACUGACUACUUUGCCAGGAACGCCUACCGGCAUCAUCUCUACGGUGUGAUUAGCAAUGCACCCAAUGCGGAUCAGUGUGCCACCAGUCUGACCGUGAUGACCAAUAUCCAGUACUUCGAUGACAUGAUCCAACGGGCGAUGGAUGAAAGCAGGACCAGAGCCUGAGGCCUCACCUAAAAGCUGUCUUGUGAUUAACCUACGAAUACAUAGUUAGGUCGUGCCAAUACGAAUUUAUUUUAAGAUUUUAAUAAAAGUAGUCCCAAAAAUUAGGAGUUUUUGGGAAAGGAGUA
This is a messenger RNA of Drosophila ananassae, 2160 nucleotides long. It is a transcript of the gene modSP, whose product is annotated as modular serine protease. Gene Ontology annotation, biological process: proteolysis; acrosome reaction. The record is from RefSeq and is a predicted model, not a curated record. Bases 146 to 2035 code for a protein of 629 amino acids. Gene Ontology annotation, molecular function: protein binding; serine-type endopeptidase activity. Lineage: Eukaryota; Metazoa; Arthropoda; Insecta; Diptera; Drosophilidae. The transcript has 5 exons.